Gigantopelta aegis is the source of this 339-nucleotide messenger RNA. RefSeq names its product neuropeptide-like protein 29. NCBI's taxonomy places the organism in Eukaryota, Metazoa, Mollusca, Gastropoda, Neomphalida, Peltospiridae. The record is from RefSeq and is a predicted model, not a curated record. The transcript has 2 exons. The coding region runs from base 1 to 339 and encodes 112 amino acids.
AUGAUAAAAGCCGUUAUCAUCGCUCUUGUUGCCUGUCUGGCUAUUGCCGCCGCCAAUCCAUUCUACGGAUACGGAUACGGCAUUCCUGUCCAUUACGGUAUUGGUAUCGGGUACGGACAUGGUAUGGGAUACGGAUACGGUAUUGGUAUGGGAUACGGACAUGGUAUGGGAUACGGACAUGGUAUGGGAUACGGACAUGGUAUGUAUGGAGGUUUCGGUCUGGGAUUCGGAUACGGAGGAUUCGGUCACGGGAUUGGAAUGUACGGAGGAUACGGCAUUGGACACGGCUUCGGACAUGGAAUCGGAAUGUAUGGCAAAUGUUUUGACUCGAUACAAUAG